Messenger RNA from Lasiosphaeria miniovina, 972 nucleotides. RefSeq lists its product as uncharacterized. Gene Ontology annotation, molecular function: hydrolase activity, acting on carbon-nitrogen (but not peptide) bonds. Lineage: Eukaryota; Fungi; Ascomycota; Sordariomycetes; Sordariales; Lasiosphaeriaceae. The annotation marks the transcript as partial. The record is from RefSeq and is a predicted model, not a curated record. The transcript has 2 exons.
CCACGAUUUUGCACGAUUCCCGGCAUUCCCGGCCAACAGGACUGCCGAUCUAAGGUGCACACUAUUAACCAACCAAGUCGAUAUCAGCCCCUGACCAUGGCCUCGCUCAGCUCUCAACACCGCGUCGGAUCUCUGGCCGUUUUUGUUUGUCUCGCCGUCCUGCAGAUAUUAUCCGGAAGCUUUACCUUGGCCGUGGCGGCUCCCAGAGAUACCCCGCCCAACACCAACGGCACAAUCGACACGAGAGACGUGCUUCUGGCCCGUGAUGCCAUAGCCGACUCGUACAGCGAAGGCACCCUACGCGGAUCGCUCAUUCUCUUCAACGGCCGCAUCUCGACCCUCGACGCGCAAAACACCGUCGCCAGCGUGCUCGCCAUCAAAGAUGCCAAGAUCGUGUACGUGGGCGACAGCGUGGCCGCCGCGCUGCACCAGGGCUCCUUCGGCUCCAACCUGCCGCGGCAGAUCAACCUGCGCGGCCGCGUCGCUGUGCCGGGCCUCAUCGAUAGCCACAACCACCUCGUCCUCCUUAGCAACAGGCCCGGCUAUCACACGCCGCUCGAGAACGUGUACAGCAUCGCCGACGUGCAGGCCGCGUACCGGCAGCGCGCGGCCGCCGGUGCCGUGCCCGCCGGCGCCUUCAUCACCUCCAUCGGCGGCUUCCACUUCAACCAGUUCCGCGAGCGCCGCCUCCCCACGCUCGCCGAGCUCGACGCCGCGGCACCCGACAAUCCCGCCUUCCUCAUGGUCGGCUUCUCGGGGCCGUGUGCCACCAACACCGCCGGCAAGGCCUUCCUCGCGGGGCUCCCAGGCAGCGCGUCUGUCAGCGUCGCGAGCAACGGGUCCAUCGCCGUGGGCGCCGAGAGCGGCAAGGCCCUGCAGGCGCUGCGGGCGCAGCUGACGUUUGCGGACCGCGAGCGCAGCGCGCGCGACGCCAUGGCGUACGCCGCGAGCGUCGGGCUCACGACGCACCUC